Physcomitrium patens is the source of this 3552-nucleotide messenger RNA. RefSeq lists its product as uncharacterized. NCBI's taxonomy places the organism in Eukaryota, Viridiplantae, Streptophyta, Bryopsida, Funariales, Funariaceae. The record is from RefSeq and is a predicted model, not a curated record.
AAUCGGACUAGUACUAAUCACGGCCAAAAUUGUACGUGCUCUGCAGGCCCAUCGCAGUCUGGAAACAGCCCUUUCAACCCACACUUAACUCUACCAUUAGUCUCUCUUGUAUGUUUUCACUGCAGUCUGCGUAAUACCCAUGUCGUUAAUUCAACCCAAAGUCAUUAAACUGGAAGCUGGGUGGAGUUUAUGGUGGGAAGAGGGGGAUAUAGCGGGCAGGGGAAAUCCCACCAACCCGCGCCGCCUGAUCCGAUCUUGUAUGUCCGACGUCUAGCGUGCGAGGCCCUUGCAGACCGUGCUUCGCUCCGGGAACUGGUUGUCUGGUUUUGUCCAGUUUCCAUGGUGAAGGUUCAUCGAUCAACGUCCACUCCAAGCGGGGCUACAGCACUUGGUCAAGUCUGUAGGAGUGGGAUUCGCAGCGUGGAGUCAUUUCCGAAUGGCGAGGCUGCAGUUAAUCUAGGUUGGGGCAAGGCGAGGCAAGGCAAGGCGAGGCUAAGUCAGACUGCCAGCUUGCAUUCAAUUAGACCCUGGAGGACUUCGGGAGGUCGUCGCUGUCGUUGUUCUCCGUUUUUUUCUGUGCAAGUCGUGUGAAUUUUGAGAGAAUCCGAGGUUGUGCCAGGAGGCAGAGAGGUGGAGGUGGUGGUAUGUGAAGAGAAUCUGUCUAGCGUGGUCGGUGAUGUUGGGUUUUUGUGUUCUGUGGCUCUAGCUGAGGAAGAGGAGGGAGAGGGAGAGGGGAUGCUUUGUAAGGAGGAGCAACGCCGGAGUGGGUGAUAGCUGCAGAAGUAGUUGGCGGUACUGGAUGAGGCGUGGUGGAGAAAGGUGGCACGCAGCUCUUGCCUCUUGCUUAUUCGACUACUGAGAAGGAACGAGGGGUUAUCCACGAACUGUUCUUGCUACACAGAGCGUGAAGGAUUAGAAAUUGUAGGUCGAGCCGACAUAUUGACGAGUUUGGCGCUGGAAACGUUGGAAUUUCUUUCAUGAGUCAAAUAGCAGAUUCAUCGACGCACUAGAACGCUAGAAUUCUUCGCCAUGGGGUGCACAGUAUCCAGAGAGGGCGCCGCCUUCUCGGAGCGGGACAGGUUCGGUAGCAUGCGGAGGCUCGCGAAGAGCAGCUCUUUCACACAGCUCAGAUCCACGAAGCCCCGUGACUUGCACUAUGAUUACCAUGUCGUGGCACUUACGUCCAGCACCUAUGGCCUCAUGAAACUACUGGAAUCAGAGAAAGUGAACGGGCACUUGGUCUCUGUGAUCGGGGGCAAGGGCUCCGACGCAUCCAACUUCAGGACGAUCCGGAAGUUGGAGGAUACGCCCGGCAGCGAGAAGCCUCCCAAGAAGUGGGCCGACAUGGCCAUGGGAGUCUCCAGGUUCAAGCUGGAGCAGAUUAGAAAGGAACAAAUUGAGGCAAAAUACCCCUUAAAUCCUGUAAUCCCUGAAGAAAAAGCACCGGAAUCCAGUGGAGCGGAGACGAUCAACACAUGGGAGCUCAUGGAGGGACUAGACGAUCGCAUGACCCCUCUUGUAUCCCCCAUAAGGACUACCGCGGUUUCGACGAAAGAAAUUGACACAGAGCUUCUGGACAAUGUGUCAGAUGCUCCCACGCUCAAGACUUUUUCCCGCUCGAGAUCGCUGUCUGCUGUUGAAGGGCUCAAGCUGUACAACAACACAGCUAUUAUGAGACCCGCCCUUGGAGCUAUGGAGUCCUCGUUCUCCGCGUCCAAACCUCCCACCAAAGAAAGGUUUGAGUACUUGGGGGACAGCAUGGAUUUCUCCCUGAGAGUCAGAGGACCGCUCGGAAACGCAGGCGCACCGGUGAAUUUCUCUCAGGGAUUUAGCGGCCCACUUAGUAGUUCAGGUUUGCCAGCAGAAUUUGCACAAAGAUACAGCGGACCGUUGACCAGUGCGGGGUUGCCGAGUGGGCAGGUGAUGGGUUUUCCAAUGCAGGACUUCCAGACAGAGUUUCCAUCGGUUUCGGAGGUCUCUCAUGGUGAUGAGACGACUGACAGCAAUUUAUUCGACCCUGACAGCAAUUUAUUCGACCCUGACAUCUUGGCCACAUUUCAAGUCAUGGCGCAUCCGGAGGAGAGAACGUCCUCCGAAGACGGUUGGUGCCAUGUUCGUGGCAGUGAUGGCGAGGCGUCGACGUCUGGGAGCACCGGCGAUGGAGAUAGCCCCGUCCAAUGGGCUUGCCAUGAUCAAAGCUUGUUCUGUGACUCGGUGAACAUCUGCGAUGGCAGCACUGAUACUGGCCCCUUGACAACAUACGGGCCUCGCAGGUUGUCCUUUGCGAAGGUGGCGCCAGUCGACACUUCGGAGAUUAUCGACCCAUUGUCGCAAUACGAAACGAAAUGCCCGCCCGGUGGAGAGCACCGCGUGGUGCUGUAUCUGACGAGCCUGCGCGGCAUCCGUAAAACGUUCGAAGACUGUCACAGCUUGCGGAUGAUCCUUCAGAGCUUCACUGUGUGGAUCGACGAGCGCGACGUCUCCAUGCACGCCGAGUUCCGGCAAGAGGUGACGGAUCUCCUCGGUGGACCCGUCAUGGUCCCGCGUUUGUUCAUCAAAGGUCGCUACAUCGGGGGAUCCGAUGAGGUUCGCCGCCUUCACGAGGAAGGCAAUUUGGGCCCGCUGCUUCAGGAUCUACCCGUUGUCCAGUACCGCCAACCUUGCGACGGUUGCGGUGGGGUCAGAUUCGUCCCGUGCCCGGAAUGCAGCGGCAGCUGCAAGAUCAUCACUGAAACCAAUGACGUCGCGCAAUGUCCCGAUUGCAACGAGAACGGUUUGAUCAGGUGCCCAGUGUGUUUCUGAUAGAUUAUUCCACACCAUCAACUCCCUCCCAACUUGCGAGAAUCCGACCAGCAGUGAUUGUUCCGGUCAUCAUCAACUCGAGAAACAGUGCAUCCCACCCCAUGGACACAAGGGUGGGAGAGUGUAUAUAUACACAACAAUAAACUGGCUACCUCGUUCUUACAGUUUAAAUUCUAGAGGUUCACCGAUGACAGAAUCCCUAGAUCGACACAGGCUGCUGGAAUACGUAAUUCUAUCACUCAACUUUGAAGCAUGUUCGGUGUCUUUAUCUUUAUACAUUUCUGUACACUACUCCCAAAUGAAUAUGAAACUCCGUGACUGUACACGAGGCCAGACUGGAGACUCACCGGGCAUCUAGACGACGCAGACCUUCUCUCAUGGUUAUGAGAUUAAUUCAGAUUUGCUGAAGACUUAGACUAGUGGUUUAGGCAUCUAUGGGCGAGUAUGUGUGUCGGUGAAACUCAGCAUCAGCAGCCCAGGUAGCAGAUUUUUCCAGCAAUGAAGCUGGAUUUCUGUCAAUUUUGCCGAUUUUUGCGCACCUCUGUUAAUGCCAUCGCAUGUCAAUAUGUUGAAACUUUUCAGGGUUUUUGUGACAAGGCUUGUAGAAUCUAUUUAAUGUUGAGUGGCAAUAGAAAUAGGCUUGUUGGUAGGUUUUACUACUAUUAAUUCUUACGCUAAAAAUAGGCCCCAUGACUGAUGUAUUUUUAUUUGAUUCAAUCUUUACUUAGGCGGUCAUUAUUUUACUUCUUA